Salvia miltiorrhiza (redroot sage) is the source of this 2052-nucleotide messenger RNA. RefSeq lists its product as uncharacterized. Bases 251 to 1921 code for a protein of 556 amino acids. The transcript is spliced from 13 exons. The record is from RefSeq and is a predicted model, not a curated record. NCBI's taxonomy places the organism in Eukaryota, Viridiplantae, Streptophyta, Magnoliopsida, Lamiales, Lamiaceae.
AAAACAUAAAUGGUGAGAUAGAAAUAUACUAAAACACCCUUACUUUACCAGACUAUGUCAGCUCCUCUCAAGUUGAUUUGUGUACAAUUGUUUCAAAUUAAUCCUAAUAAAAGCAGCAAAUAGCAUCAUAUUAUCUCCACUGCAUAAAUUUGUUACUCAAUAUCAGCUUACUCUACUGUUUAAUUGCAGCGGAAUCUAAUCGAUUGCAGUUUCGUCUGUUAAUUCACAAAAAGUCGAGUAGGGAACAGUGAUGGCAGCCACACCCAGCUCUCAAGUUAGUGUUAGUGAGACUCAACAACCGCAACAAUCGAAAAUUCAAAUAUAUACACCUUGCAAUGAUGAAGUAUCGGCUUUCUGGAGAGAGAAGUAUGAGAAAGAUGCCAAGAAAUAUUGGGAUAUCUUUUAUAAACGGCAUCAGGACAAGUUCUUUAAGGAUCGCCAUUAUUUGGACAAGGAAUGGGGACACCACUUUUCUGGAGAACGAAGAACUGUGGUUCUGGAGGUUGGUUGUGGAGCUGGAAACACUAUAUUUCCUCUGCUUGCAACAUACCCGGAUUUAUUUGUACAUGCUUGUGAUUUUUCACCCCGUGCUGUAAAUCUUGUUAAGAUGCACAAGGACUUCACUGAGGCCAAAGUCAAUGCAUUUGUUUGUGAUCUUACUGUUAACGAUCUAUGUGCACAUGUUGCUCCUUCCUCGGUGGACAUUGUGACAAUGAUAUUUGUUUUAUCUGCAGUAUCCCCAGAAAAGAUGCCAUUAGUGAUGCAAAAUAUCAGAAAAGUUCUCAAGCCAAACGGCCGUGUGCUAUUUCGCGAUUAUGCUAUUGGUGAUCUUGCUCAGGAACGGUUCACUGGCAAGGAACAGAAGAUUUGUGAAAAUUUCUACGUUAGGGGUGAUGGCACUAGAGCUUUCUACUUCUCAGACGAAUUCUUGGAAAAUCUUUUAAAAGGAAACGGGUUCAGCAUGGAAGAACACGUCUUGUGUUGUAAGCAAGUGGAAAAUAGAUCGAGAGAGAUAGUAAUGAAUCGGCGGUGGGUGCAAGCUGUGUUUCGCACAUCUGAGACCAACGGUGUCUGUGGUGGAAAUGCUCCGUCCCAACUACAACGAGGUUGUGAUAAACGUGAAGAUGACAUCCAGGCUACGGAAAUUGAUAUGUCGGAGGGAAUGGCUGUGGAAAUGUUCGGUGUUUCACCUUCCAUUGACGAGAUUCAUGAGGUGUCCGUACACGACUACGCGUUCAAGAUAAAUGUGCUCUCGAGAGAGUUUCAGCACACGUGCCCAUCAACUGGCUUGAUGCUGUGGGAAUCAGCAAGGUUAAUGGCAUCUGUCCUGGCCACGAAUCGGGACAUCGUUGCAGGGAAACGGGUUCUCGAACUCGGAUCCGGAUGUGGGGGGAUAUGUUCCAUGAUAGCCGCUGCAUCUGCUGAUCUCGUAGUCUCGACAGACGGAGACACAAAGGCACUCGAUUUACUGAAAGAAAAUGUAGCAUCAAAUCUCAAAUCAUCGCCAUCUCUGGACCUGCUGCACGUCAAGAAACUCGAGUGGGGGGAUCAAGAGGAUAUACAAGCGAUCAAGCGACUGAACGAGGAGGGUUUCGACGUCAUAAUCGGGACAGACGUGACGUACGUCUCUCAGGCAAUCAUACCGUUAUUUGCUACCGCCAGAGAGUUGAUUUCAACCAGCCGGAGAUGUGCAGGAGAUAACAAAGAGCCUCCUGCUCUCAUACUGUGCCAUGUUUUUCGUCGGGUUGACGAGCCUUCUAUACUCUCGGCAGCGUCUCAGUGCGGCUUCAGGCUUGCUGACCGGUGGUCCGACGAGACCCCUAGUAGCUCGUUACGAGGCAUAAUCGAGACGUGGUUCGAGACGAGCCCGUAUCGCCUUCCAUCUUCGGCACUUAAUAUCAUGCUCUUUCACAUUGCAUAGGUAAAAUUAUGUGAUUCAAACGAGGGUUGUGCAAUAUGCUCAGACUAUAUAGUGUUGUUUUAUUUUUUGUGAUGAACCAUUUCUUUGUACAAGUUUUGAAAUCUAUGUAUUAAGUUUCAUUUUGGUUGUCA